Sodiomyces alkalinus F11 is the source of this 911-nucleotide messenger RNA. RefSeq lists its product as hypothetical. The record is from RefSeq and is a predicted model, not a curated record. Lineage: Eukaryota; Fungi; Ascomycota; Sordariomycetes; Glomerellales; Plectosphaerellaceae. Bases 103 to 828 code for a protein of 241 amino acids. The transcript has a single exon.
ACUCCAUCCUCAUCUCUUUUACCCCAAACCACGGUCCACCAGCCAAGGGGGAAAAAAAGACGAAAAAAAAAAGAAGAAAAAAAAAAAGCCCCAGCCGUCAACAUGACCAAGUUCAGCACCAUCGCGGCCGGCGCCCUCUGGGGCCUCCUGACGGCAUCAACGGCCUCAGCCCACUACGUCUACAGCAUCCUGAUCGUCGACGGCCAGCAGACGCCCGACUGGCAGUACAUCCGGCAAAACAGCAACAACAUCCAGCCGCACAAGGAAUUCCUGGUCGGGCCGUCCAACGACUUCCGGUGCAACGCCGGGUCGCAGAACAGCGCGCACAACACCGAAGUGGCGACCAUCGGGCCCGGCACGCGGCUCGGCUUCAAGCUAUGGAAUAACGGCCAAAUCCUGCACCCGGGCCCCAUGACCAUCCACAUGUCGCGCGCGCCCGGCGACGUGCGCGACUACGACGGCAGCGGCGACUGGUUCAAGGUGUACGAGGACAUUAUCUGCGGCCCGCAGUACCCGCUCCGCGAUACCGACUGGUGCAGCUGGGACCAGGCCGUCGUCGAGUUCACGGUGCCCCAUAGCACCCCGCCCGGCCAGUACCUCGUCCGGGUCGAGCAUAUCGCCCUGCACGGCGCCGAGAGCGGCGAUACCGAGUUCUACUUUACUUGCGCGCAGGUCGAGGUUACGGGUAAUGGGAACGGGAACCCGGGCCCGCUGGUGCAGAUCCCUGGCCUUUAUGAUCCUAAUGACCCUGCCCUUCGCUUCUUCAUCUAUGGCGCCCAGGCGUACCCUUAUAACCAGGUCGGUGCCCACACCGUCUGGUCGGGCUAGGGGUGGAAGGGAUGAGACGAACGUUUUGGUUUCUGUCUCUUUAUUCCCGUCCUCGGUCCUCCUAGAGAAGCUCGGAUGAUCGG